GCUUGCUUUUGAGGUUCCGACGACGACGACAACCUUUUUUGAAAUGCGCCUUUCCACAAGACUAGGCACGGCGCUCGUCGGAGCAGGACUAGCUCUCCUUCAAGGGGUGCGCGGUGGUUUUGAGGACACCCUACCCGUCAUGAUGCUAUGUACCCAGGACACUGCCCCCUGCGUCAGGGCUCAGCAACUGCAUGGGUCAUCGCAAGCCUCUGGUGUUCGCCUUACGACGCCAGAGAACAUCGUCUCGUACACUGCAAAAGACAAGAGCAUUUGCGGUCUUGACGGUAUCUUCAUGUUCGAGAUUGGCGGGGUGCGUAGUUCUGUCCCAUUAGCUAGCUUCAGAUUCGCAGUCCCGCUGACUAUGCGACUCGUGCGCAAAACAGCUCACGUCGAGCAGCAUGAAGGCUCUCCCUUCUAACUCAUCAUUGAAACGUCGCACGCUUGAAGCACCCUCGCAAAUGGCCUUUCAGCACGUUUCAAAGUCGCAUGGUGACUUUGCCAGCGAGCUGCGCCACCAUGUCCUUCGUAUGUGCUCCUCGGCGCGGCGUGGAGCGUGGACCUCGACGUCGAAUGCGGACCUCGCUUCGCUGCAGACAGGGCAGAAGACAUUCCUUUCCUACAAAGCCGAUCUGCUUCACCUCGAGGCUCUGUUCAACCACGACCUCGAGGCGUUCAUGCGCACACACCCGAAUUCUCUCGUCUUCGUCUCGUCUGACCUCUCAUCGCCCCAAUCACGCAGCUGGACGAGAAGGGCACUCGAAGAGGCCGCCAAGGACGAUGGAACGGGCGCCGUUGUGGACGACAAGCUGGGUCUCUUCCAUCGGUAUCAGUUCUUCUCGACUGGCCUCCUCGUGGGCAUCCUCGUCGUUGCCUUCCUUUUGACGCCAAUCGCGUUCUACGCCACGCAGCUUCUCUCGAGCAUCGAGACGCCUGAUCAGCUUGGCCAAAAAGCCAGGCCAUCAGCGGCCAAGAAGAACCAGUAAAAGAGAAGGACAGUCCGAUGAGGGCAGGCAGAAGAGCAAUGUGGUAUUUGUUCAAGCAUUGUGCACAGCAGAGUUGCGAUAGUCUAUGCCCACUCAACGUCGAUGAUGUCUGAAAGAAGCCAGCCAAGAGGUGAUGGAUGUGACAGUCUCUUGAGCAUCUAAUG
Molecule: messenger RNA, 1147 nt
Organism: Acaromyces ingoldii
Lineage: Eukaryota; Fungi; Basidiomycota; Exobasidiomycetes; Exobasidiales; Cryptobasidiaceae
Exons: 1
Coding region: 399-983 (194 amino acids)
Source: RefSeq, a predicted model, not a curated record